AUGCAGGCAGCCCAACAACCACAAGGAGGUGGAGGCCGCGAUACGGCGAUACCAUUCACCCAUCAGAGGGCCUUGAUUCCUGCCUCAACCAUAGAAUUCCCGACACAACGACUCUACGCGACUUCAGCAUUUAUCCUCUUACAAGCACUUAAAUUAUACGAUGUCUACCUCGUCUACACAGCACAUUACCCUGAAGAACAGAGCAGCAAGCUACUAAAGUGGUGGGCCUUCGAUUGCGUCUACUUGUUCGUCCUCUGGAUCAUGCAGAUUCCUUGGCUCCAGUUCAGCAAAUUCAAGACGAUUGCCCUUGCUAUCUUACUCGCCACGAUCGAUCUGUUUAUCUUUUCAAUCCCAUCGGCGGCUAUAACGACUGUGGUGUUGAAAGCAUUGCUAGGCGAUGCCCUUGGCAAGCAAAUCAGCGUAUCACGUGGGAAGAUGAUCAACGUCAAGGAUGUUGUAUUCGAUUCAUCUCAUAUUUUGGGACGACAUACUGUACAUAUUCUUCCUUAUGGAACGGCCAAGCUCAAUCCUGGAGACGAGAUUUAUUGUAUCCCAAGCAACGAGAUUGGCAGCAAAAACAUCUAUGUUCCCAUUGUUUUGAACAACACCAUCCCACGCACCAUCAGCCUUUCACGUUACGACUUCGAUACCGAGGAAUCAGUGGUCAACCAAUAUUCUGGUGGCGACAUUCACCGUGCAACCGAGAUUGGACAUGGAAAACAUGAUCUUGAGCAUUACUUUGUUCGUGUACGACAUCCUGGUGUUUACAAGUUGGAAAGCAUUAUCAGCAAAGACGGCUUGGAUGUGCGACUUUACAAUCGACUUGUUUAUGUAUUCGUUUGCCCUACUGCUGAAUUCCUUCCGGCACCAAGCCCAGACUAUUGUAGUGGAGAAAAGGACACGCUUCAAUUCCGAGUUACGGGUGUGCCCCCUCUUCGUGUAGAAUACAGUCGCUAUGUCAAUGAUCGACGUGCUAAGCUAAAGAUGGAUCGUAUUCAGCCUGAAAAUUUGGACUCGCCACUUGCAAAGAUCCCUGGUGGAUUGGAGAAUGCCGAACCCGCCUUUUUUACAUCAGCACAUCAUACAUCUUUCAAUUGGGGCGCCUCAGCACAAUUGACUAUCAAUUUGCAACACACAUUUGAGAACACCGGCGAUUACAAGUACAUGAUUGAUCGAGUGAUUGAUGGUGCUGGCAAUGUGAUGGAACCCGUUGAUCCAGCUGUUGCCCAUUUUGAUGUCCACAAGCAACCUUCCGUCAGCUUUGAAUGCAAGGCCACUGAUCCUGUCAAACUACUUAUUGGUGAACAAUCAACACAGCUGCCUCUUUCCUUAAAGGGUGAUAGCCCAUGGGAGCUUGAAUACGAGUACCUUGCUGAGAAUGCUGAUUCCACUACUGCUGCCACUCGCCACAAGACCAAGAUUAGCACUGACAAAUCGGCAUUGCAAGCUCGUGCCCCUGGUGAAUACAAGUUGUUACGUGUCUCAGACAAGUUUUGCCGUGGUGAUAUCCUCUUCCCCUCCACAUGUCAAGUUAUUCAACCACCAUUGCCAGCCGUUGGUCUUGAAGCAACUCCUAUUCCCUCCGAAUGUGCUGGUGAUACUGAAAUUGGCAUGCGAUUUGCAGCUGAUUUCCAAGGCACUCCUCCAUUUGCAUUGGAAUACCGAAUCAUCAAGCAAAAUGGUAGAUCAAAGACUGUGGUUGAAAAGAAACGUGAGCGAGUGGAUCGAUCGCGACAUGUUUUCACUUAUUUGCCAAGCUCCAGUGGUGAAUACAUUUACGAGUUUACUGUUUUGGAUGAUCGCAACUAUAAGAAUCGCAACCCCGAGAUCCAAUCUAUCAAGCAAGUUGUUCAUCCUCAACCUGAUGCCAAGUUUACUGGUUCGGCAAAGUCAGCUUUGAGAACGUGCGUUGGCGACGACAUUGAAUUACCCGUUGAGCUCAGUGGCACUGGUCCAUUUGUGCUUACAUGGGCACUUGCCAACCAAACCUAUACCGACACUAUCACUGGCAAUCGACAUGUCAUCCAUGUACCUCGCCUCUCGAGAGCUGGACACCAUGUUGUAUCUCUUGUCAAGAUCCAAGAUGCCAAUGACUGUAUCAAGGAUCUUGAAGCACGUGAUGUGAUUAUCGAUGUUCGACGCGACCGACCCAAGGUGUUCUUUUACACUGAUGAGGAAGAAGGUGCAUUGGCUUUGGUGGCUGAAGGAGAGAAGGCUAGACUACCUUUACGCUUGACGGGUGAAGGCCCAUGGAAGGUGACUUAUCGCAACGUUGACAAGGACCCAAAGAAAAUCCGCAAGCUUGUAUUACGUGAUCCAAAUGCCGAGAUUGAAGUGACUGACAAGGGUCAAUAUGAGCUAUUGAGCGUUGAGGAUGCUAUUUGUAAAGGUGAUGCCUUGCCACCGCUUUACACUGUGGAAUGGAUCGACAAGCCCAAGCUUUCCAUUGCUGAAGAUAUGGUUUCUUUGCGUGAUGAUGGUGUUUAUGAGCGUCAAGCAGUGUGCGAAGGCGUCAGUGACGCUGUUGAUAUCAUUUUCCAAGGCCAAGGACCCUUCUAUACAUCCUACAGCCAACAUCACAUCUUGCCUGGUAAGCGUGAUGGCAUGUUGCUUUCGACUGAGGAGGUGCGAUCGGGUGUUUCCAAGACUUGGAUUGGCAUGCAAACCCAACAAGGCGGCAAAUAUCGAUACAGCUUUAAUGAGAUUUCUGAUCAACGCUACAUGAACCCGCUCAAGAUUCGACCUCCUCUUGUGGUUGAGCAAACCGUACACAGCCUUCCAGCUGUCAAGUUUGCAUCCAAAUCAAGAUAUGAGCGCACGGUGUGUGUCGGCGAUACGUUUGAUUCUGAUGAUGUGGGUGCCAUUUGGCUUGAGCUUAAGGGCCAAGCGCCUUUCACUGUACGAUUGGGUCUCAAGCAUCAAUCCGAACCUUAUGGCAAGACCGUUCUUUUGGAGAAUAUUGAAUCGAACAAGUACAAGCUUGAGUUGAAGGAUGAAGUGCUUGCCCCUGGUCAAUACGAUUUGCAAUUGCUCAGCGUGCGUGACAGCAAUGGAUGUACAGCUGGUGCCAGUGGACCCGAGACGUUGCUCAUUAUUGAUGCUCAAGAUAUUGCCACCAUUGUACCCACUGAAACCUGUGCCGAGCAUUGUGUCGGUGAUACUCUCGAGUAUAGUUUGUCCGGCAUUGGUCCAUUCACUAUCUCAUACCAAUUCAAUGGCCGUAAUGAAAAGAUCAAGUCGGCUACCUCUCGAUUGACCAUGAUUGCUGAUAAGCCUGGUAACUUGACCAUCGUCUCGGUGGGUGAUCAACGCAACAAAUGUCGAUCCUUCCCCAAGGGCAUGACCAAGGUUAUCCAUCAAGUCCCCUCCUCACUUGUCAGCGGUGGUCGUGAGGUGAUUGAAAGCAUUCAAGAAGGCGAGAUGGUGCAAGCCACUGUCGAUCUUGUCGGCACACCACCUUUUGACUUUGAGUGGCAGCGUAGUGAAACCAUUUGGGACAGCAACAAGAAGCGAUACUUCAAGGGUGAUGUUCUUGAGCGACACACGGUGCAUAACGUAGAGGAUCAUCAUUACGCCAUCAAUACUUCAGUAGAGGGUGUCAUUGAGGUGGUGAGAUUGAAGGAUCGUUAUUGCCAAUAUCCACGACAGCAUUUGUAA
Lichtheimia ornata is the source of this 3657-nucleotide messenger RNA. RefSeq lists its product as uncharacterized. The coding region runs from base 1 to 3657 and encodes 1218 amino acids. Gene Ontology annotation, cellular component: nuclear pore transmembrane ring. The transcript is spliced from 11 exons. The record is from RefSeq and is a predicted model, not a curated record. NCBI's taxonomy places the organism in Eukaryota, Fungi, Mucoromycota, Mucoromycetes, Mucorales, Lichtheimiaceae. Gene Ontology annotation, molecular function: structural constituent of nuclear pore. Gene Ontology annotation, biological process: nuclear pore organization; protein import into nucleus.